GCGGGACGUCCGUCUUCGGGUCGCAGCGGCUGUGGUGCUGAUCCCCUGCGAGCGAAUUAAAAAUGGGUGAUGUUGAGAAAGGCAAGAAGAUUUUUGUUCAGAAGUGUGCCCAGUGCCACACCGUGGAAAAGGGAGGCAAGCACAAGACUGGACCAAAUCUCCACGGUCUGUUCGGGAGGAAGACAGGCCAGGCUGCUGGAUUCUCCUACACAGAUGCCAACAAGAACAAAGGCAUCACCUGGGGAGAGGAUACCCUGAUGGAGUAUUUGGAGAAUCCCAAAAAGUACAUCCCUGGAACAAAAAUGAUCUUCGCUGGAAUUAAGAAGAAGGGAGAGAGGGCGGACCUAAUAGCUUACCUUAAAAAAGCUACUAAUGAGUAAUUCCGCGCCUUAUUUAUUACAAAACAAAUGUCUCAUGACUUUUAAUGUGUACCAUAAUUUAAUUCAUACACCAAAAUUCAGAUCAUGUUUUUCUUGGACAGUCCUGAUUUAAGUAAAAAUGACAUGUAGUAAA
Messenger RNA from Mesocricetus auratus (golden hamster), 513 nucleotides. Its product is annotated as cytochrome c, somatic. NCBI's taxonomy places the organism in Eukaryota, Metazoa, Chordata, Mammalia, Rodentia, Cricetidae. The record is from RefSeq and is a predicted model, not a curated record. Gene Ontology annotation, molecular function: heme binding; electron transfer activity. The coding region runs from base 63 to 380 and encodes 105 amino acids. Gene Ontology annotation, biological process: mitochondrial electron transport, ubiquinol to cytochrome c; mitochondrial electron transport, cytochrome c to oxygen. Gene Ontology annotation, cellular component: mitochondrial intermembrane space. The transcript has a single exon.